Zingiber officinale is the source of this 654-nucleotide messenger RNA. RefSeq names its product zinc finger protein GIS3-like. The transcript has a single exon. The record is from RefSeq and is a predicted model, not a curated record. Gene Ontology annotation, cellular component: nucleus. Bases 1 to 654 code for a protein of 217 amino acids. Lineage: Eukaryota; Viridiplantae; Streptophyta; Magnoliopsida; Zingiberales; Zingiberaceae. Gene Ontology annotation, biological process: trichome differentiation; trichome morphogenesis; cytokinin-activated signaling pathway. Gene Ontology annotation, molecular function: transcription cis-regulatory region binding; DNA-binding transcription factor activity.
AUGGACGAUGGCGGCAACGCGAUGAAGCUGUUUGGAUUCAACAUGGCCGAGACCGAUGAGCCCGCCGAGUUGGCCUCCGUCUCCUCCUCCUCCGCCAACGCUGCCGCCGCCACAGGUGGCAGCGGAGACAGGGCCAAGUAUGAGUGCCACUACUGCUGCCGCGAGUUCACUAAUUCGCAGGCGCUCGGCGGCCACCAGAACGCGCACAAGAAGGAGCGCCAGAAGAUGAAGCGCGCGCAGUUGCAGCAGCAGAACCUCGUCUUCGCCGCUUCCGCCGCCGCUAGCGGCGGUGGCCUACUGUUUCCUCGGAAUUCGAUCGGGUCGGCUUUCUCUCCUCCGGCGCAGCUACUCCGAGGCGCCUCAGUCCGGUGGCUCUACUUCUCCCGCACGCACGAGCCGACGGCCCCUGUGUCGGCGGCGGCGCCCAUGCACGUGUCUCACGGGUGCGCCUUCCCUUCUUCUUCGUCCACGACUGCGCCGGCCGUCUCGGGGCCCGCCGUCUUCGCCCGCGCUUCCACCGGCGACCCAGCAGCACCGUCGGUUCGGAGGAUCUCCGUUGAGAAGGGGACGCGCAAUUCGGCGGUCAACUCGCCCGUUCCGGCCGAGUCGUGCGAACUCGACCUCAAACUCAGCCUCGCUCCCGCCGGGUUGUGA